AUGAGCAUGGAAAACAGAAGCAAAGAUGACACAACGACACAAGGAAACGACUCUAGCGCUGUGCCAUCAGGUUUCAUUCUGAAGUUGUAUCAAAUGGUGAAUGGUGCGCCAGACGAAGUGAUAUCGUGGACGCCAUUAGGAGAUGCCUUCAUCAUCGGAUCAGACCUAGUACGACUAGAGUCAGAAACCUUGCCGCAGUACUUUCGACACAACCGAUUUCAAUCAUUAGUGCGACAACUGAACUUCUAUUCAUUCCGAAAAAUCAACCGAGAACGAAACGUUUGGAUUUACAAGCACAAGCUCUUUCAUCGUGACCGCCCAGAAGAUCUUCACAUGGUGAGACGCAGAACUUGCCCUGGUGUCGACGGGAGAAAGCAACGCUUUUCUCGGUACUCUGCUCAAAAGAUCAGUAACUCCGACAAAGCCAUUCAAAGCAGCGAUGACGAACAUAGCUUGGGCUCCAGCAGUGACGACGAAAACGAAAGCAAGAAGCGUUCCAUGGGUGAAUCUCGAGGCUCCGAGUCGAAGCGUUCGCGCCGCAGUCUGUGGUAUGGUGGUGGUGGCAACAGCAAGACAAGCAACGAAAAAAAGGUUGUUGAUGCAACCUCCGUGGUCAAGAGCACUACUUCGCCAACAAGCGUUUAUGAGCCAAGCACCAGUCUUUUCCAAAAUGAAAUCGAUGACGACGACUCAAGCGCCAACAAGAAGACCAACCGUAUGGAAGCCGUCGAGCAAGCCAUGAUUGUAUCUGAAGUAGCAUCGAAACUCGAAGAACACCUCAAAAAGGUCAUGAAGGGUCGCGGUGGAACUCGCUCUCGCAAGGGGAAUGCUGGCAUUGUUACUCCACCAAAUGGAUCGUACCAAAAGUUUGAAAUGUCAUCAAGAGGCCUUAUAACAUACGAUGACGAGUACAAGACUACUUACCCCCCAACAAUUUCUGAAACGGACGAGGCGAGCAUUGCCUCCGUGACAGUCACUGAGGACGAUGUAUCUGAGCAAUUGGCUGUUCCCAAGCAGUUUCUUGUUGCUCCUGUUGAGGACGUUGAAAAGGUUAAGAACAUUUGUGAAGAAAUCCGGUGUUGCGUGGAUAGAUCUUUUGGAAACUCGUUAACCUUUCAAGCUUGCGCCAGUGUUGCCGAGUUUUUCAUGUCGACUCCUCCUUCGGAGGAUGUUCAAUGUGUGAGUAAAAAGGUCCUAGAGUUGCUCUCUACUUCGAGUCGGUUGGCAGCGGACUUCCACUUCUACAGGGCUGCUCUCAAUCCUUGCAGUGCCAACAAUGACGAACCUGAAGCCUCCAACUUGUUCGAAGAACGUCACGCGGUCGCUCUUCAGCGUUCUCUAGAGGGUGCUGCUAGCCAGAGCGAUGCUGUUCGUGAAUUCAAAAUCUUCUGUGUCAACCUCAUCUACAAGCUCCUCGAGAAUAUGGAAAACUAUGGUGUUAAAGAACCUUUCUCGCCUACGGUGCGAUCGAACUUGCUCCACACUGCAGAGACAUGGUCCAAGAGCGUGGGAAAUAGUGCAUGA
Cylindrotheca closterium is the source of this 1524-nucleotide messenger RNA. The record is from the annotation of a GenBank genome assembly. NCBI's taxonomy places the organism in Eukaryota, Bacillariophyta, Bacillariophyceae, Bacillariales, Bacillariaceae.